Messenger RNA from Micromonas commoda, 1146 nucleotides. RefSeq lists its product with no specific name. The coding region runs from base 1 to 1146 and encodes 381 amino acids. Lineage: Eukaryota; Viridiplantae; Chlorophyta; Mamiellophyceae; Mamiellales; Mamiellaceae. The record is from RefSeq and is a predicted model, not a curated record. The transcript has 3 exons. Gene Ontology annotation, molecular function: protein binding.
AUGGCGACCCACAGUGAUGCUGUCGACGAGUACUACUAUGAGGACUUGGAGCAAAAUGUGCAAGGCCCUUACCCGUGGAGCAAUUUAGACGAAUGGAGUAUGAAGGGAUGGUUCAAAGACGACGUCAAGGUGAAACGCGGCUCGAACGGGAAAUGGAUCACGUUGAAAGAGGCUCGGCUCGAACGGAUGGGCGCGAAGACUGCCGACGCGGCGGCCAAGGCUAUGCCGCCUCCCCCGGCGAAACCCUCGGCGCCGGCCGCAGGGAAUGGAUCGAACCUGGAUCUCUAUCCGAACUUCAAGCCGAGCGCAUGUUACACCGAGGACAUCGACGAUCGGAUCCGCCGCAUGAUCAGGGAGGGGAAGUUCGAUGCACAAAUAAAGGCUCUGCGAGCUGGACUUGAUGAGGACAAGCUGGUUGGAGACGUCAGCAUGGCCGCGUUGCGCGGAGUAGCCGAUGACAGCUCGAAGGAUGCCGCCGCCACCGAGAAGCAGGGUGGCGGCAAGAGGGGGCGGGACGAGGGGAAAGCGGGUGAGGAUGGCGACCAAGGGAAGAAGGCGAGGACGGCGGGGAAGUUUCCGGUUAAGGAGCCGAAGGUCCCGGUUGAGAUCCCGACGGAGAAGCAGGAUGUGGUCGACCCGAGGGUGAGGUCCGAGCCCCCGAAAUCCAAGGGUGGAAAGAAGAAGAAGAACACCGACGACGAGAAGCCGACGCUGGACCUGCCUCUCCCCAUCUUCGCCGAGGAGAAGGAAGCCGGCGAGGCUGCGCCCGAGGGAAAGACGGGGAAAACGAAGGAUGACGGGUACCAGUCGGACGAUAGCUGGGACAAAAAGCCGGGCAUCCUGGAGGAUCCGGAGGAGAUUGAGCGCGAAAAGAGAGAGAAGGAGCUCGAACGCGCGCGACGUGAGGAGGAGGCCAGGGCGGCGGAGGAGAGGGCCGCGCAGCUCGCGAGGGCGGAAGCCGAGGCGCGCGCGCGGAAAAAGGAGGAGGAAGAACUGCUGGCAAAGAUCGAUCCGGAGGAUCUCAAAAUCGCCAAGCUCGCGAGGGAUCCCCAGGGCGGAGACUGGUCCCUGCCCAAUCCCAACGACGGCUGGCGCUGGACAAAAGCUUGGUGGUGGAAGGAUGACGGUGGCUCGGAGGGCGGAUGA